CAAUUUUGAGCAAUUGUGAAAAAAACAAUCGAUUUUUCAGACCUUGCGAUUCUGUUAAGUUUUCUGAAAAAGUACAAGUACCAUGUUUAUUUCAGCUUGAGUUGUUGUUGCUUAUGAUCAGUUAGAAAUCAAGAAAAGAACAUUGUUUUAGCAGAUUAUUUUAGCGUAUUCUGUUUUUUGUGAAAUGUAGGUGAAUAAGAACAUGUUUUGUUUGUGAUUUGUGCAUAGAUAACGUUAAUUUUGCUAUAGGAUUGACAUACAUCACAAGAUACCCAAUCUGACUCAAAAAAUCUGAUGUCUUUUAUUAUGCUAUUGGUUAUAUGUUGGUUUAUGCCCUGUUAAAAGUUACUAAGAAACUUCUGCUGCUUAGUCUGUUAUUGCGAGGACAAAGACAGUUUUACACGGUCGGCCAAAAAGGAUGUUUUCGGUGCAACAUGGAAACAUGGGCAGUAGUACUAUUAUGGGGGAUUCCGACGUUUAUGACUUCACAAAAGCUGAAAAUAUUGCCCGAUGGAAGGGGAUAUUCAUACCAUCUCUGAAAAAAGUUUUGGAACAAGUUCAUCCUCGGUUGACUGCCAAAGAAGAGGCGUUAAUGUAUGUAGAAACAUUGUGCUUGCGAAUAUUGGCAAUGUUAUGCGCUAAGCCUUUGCCCCAUACAGUCCAGGACAUUGAAGAGAAAGUCCGAAAAUAUUUUCCAUCGCCGAUAGAUUGUUGGGCAUUAAAUGAAGCGAAGGAGACGCUGGUUUCAAAGAAACGCAAAUCGGUCCUUCCAACGGAACGGGUCCACACAUUACUCCAAAAGGACGUUUUGCAGUAUAAAAUCGAUAAUUCGGUUUCAGUUUUUCUGGUCGCUGUAUUAGAAUAUAUUUCAGCAGAUAUAUUAAAACUCGCUGGGAAUUAUGUAAGAAAAAUAAAGCAUUGCGAAAUAUCCAAAGAAGAUAUUGAAGUGGCAAUGUGUGCCGACAAGGUUCUGAUGGAUAUGUUUUAUCAACCAGACAUAAAAAGUAAUGUAUUACCUAGUCCUUUACCAACGCUGCCGGCCCAGCGUACGAGUACUACCUACGAGGAAGUUGUCAAAGAUUUAAUCAACGAUGAAAAACAGUACCAGCGGGAUCUACAUAUGAUCAUACGCGUUUUCCGCGAGGAGCUUGUUAAGAUUGUUAAGAGCCCCAAAGAGAUUGAACAAAUAUUUUCAAACAUUAUGGAUAUAUAUGAAGUUACAGUCACAUUGUUAAGUUCAUUAGAGGAUGUUAUUGAAAUGUCCCAGGAACAAAGUGCUCCCUGUGUUGGUAGUUGUUUUGAGGAGUUAGCGGAAGCUGAGGAGUUUGAUGUGUAUACUAAGUACGCACAAGAAGUUACAUCUCAAUCGUCGAGAGACGCUCUUACUACAUUACUAGCAAGACCUGACGCAAUGUCCCUAAUGUCAGCGGGCCAUGGAUUUCGAGACGCCGUAAAAUAUUACUUACCAAAGUUGCUAUUGGUACCUAUAUGGCAUGCGUUUAUGUAUUUUGAUUAUAUAAAAAUUUUAAUGAAAUAUAGCCCCUCGCAAGAUGAUAUCGAAAGCUUUGAACAAGUUCAGGGCCUUUUGCGCCCACUAAGAAAUGAUCUUGAAAACAUUGUUGCCACUUUGCCAAAAGAAUCGUGCAUUGCUAUGAGCAGCAGAGCCCGAAGGCAACUUGCAAUUGAACGCACAAGAGAACUUCAAAACACCGUAGAACACUUUGACAAAGAUGUAGGACAAAACUGCAAUGAGUUCAUUCGAGAGGAUGUACUAGGAAAACUUGGUUCUGGGAAAAAAAUUGCGGAGCGUAAAGCAUAUCUGUUUGAUGGCUUGAUGCUACUUUGUAAGCCUAAUACGAAACGGCAGACUACAUCGGCGAGCUCUCAAGUCUACGAAUAUAGGUUAAAAGAAAAGUUUUAUAUGAGACGAGUCGAAAUAAAUGACCGUCCUGACAGCGAUGACCUUAAAUAUGCAUUUGAUGUUGCACCGAGAGUUCAACCACCAGUAACACUAGCUGCUAAAAAUUCAUUGCAUAAAAAUGAUUGGAUGGCCGAUCUAAUAAUGGUAAAUACGAAGUCAAUGCUUGAUAGGAUUCUGGAUAGUAUUUUAUUGGAUAUAGAAAAGAAACAUCCAUUACGUAUGCCUAGCAGUGACAUGUAUAGAUUCGCCGAACCUGAUAGCCCAGAUAAUAUUGUUUUAGAAGAGAGAGAAAGUGCAGGUGUGCCAUUAAUAAAGGGCGCAACAUUAUGCAAGCUCGUUGAACGUCUUACUUACCAUAUUUAUGCAGAUCCAAUGUUUGUACGCACAUUCCUUACUACAUACCGAUACUUCUGCACCCCGCAGAACUUGCUGUCUCUGUUAAUCGAACGUUUUAAUAUACCUGACCCCAGUUUGGUUUAUACGGACAAUAAUGAUAAAGAUUGUGAACCCGAUAAACUUCAUAAAAAUUCUCAAAGGGAGGAUUGGAAACGCUAUCGAAAGGAAUAUGUUCAGCCAGUACAAUUUAGAGUAUUAAAUGUACUACGGCACUGGGUGGAUCAUCACUUUUACGAUUUUGAGAAAGAUCCAUCGUUACUUGAAAACCUAUUGCAGUUCCUAGAAAAUGUAAAUGGCAAAUCAAUGCGAAAAUGGGUGGAUUCUGUUCUAAAAAUAGUUCAAAGAAAGAGCGAACAGGAAAAGUGUCAAAAACAAAUCACGUUUGCAUAUGGUCAUAGUCCUCCUCCUAUAGAACAUCACCUUACUGUUCCCGAAUCUGAAAUAACUCUCUUAACACUGCACCCAUUGGAGUUGGCCAGACAACUUACUUUACUAGAGUUUGAGCUCUAUAAAAAUGUGAAGCCAUCUGAAUUGGUUGGAUCGCCAUGGACAAAGAAGGACAAGGAAAUAAAAAGUCCAAAUUUGCUAAAAAUUAUGAAACAUACUACAAAUGUUACUCGAUGGAUAGAAAAAACAAUAAUUGAAGCUGAAAAUUACGAAGAACGGGUGGCUAUGGUAACCCGCGCAAUAGAAGUAAUGAUGGUAAUGUUGGAGCUAAAUAACUUCAAUGGAAUAUUGUCCAUUAGCGCUGCAAUGGGCAGUGCGUCCGUAUAUCGCUUAAAAUUGACAUUCCAAGGUCUGCCAGCACGAUAUGAGAAGUUUUUGGAGGAAUGUCGUGAAAUGAAUGACGGACAUUUGAAAAAGUACCAAGAACGUUUACGAUCUAUAAACCCACCCUGCGUUCCAUUUUUUGGUCGCUAUUUAACGAAUAUACUACAUUUAGAAGAAGGCAACCCGGACUUUUUACCCAAUACACAACUUAUUAAUUUUUCUAAGCGUCGAAAAGUUUCCGAAAUUAUAGGCGAAAUUCAGCAGUAUCAGAAUCAGCCCUACUGUUUAAUGGCCGAUGCUACAAUUAGGAGAUUCUUGGAAAAUCUGGAUCCAUUUAAGGGCAUGUCUGAUACAGAUAUAUCAAACUUUUUGUAUCACGAAAGUCUUCGAAUUGAACCCAGAGGAUGCAAACAACCGCCUAAAUUUCCUAGAAAAUGGAGUUCUAUAUCACUUAAAUCCCCAGGCAUUAAACCCCGUCGACAAAAUGUUAAUAGUAAUGUUAGUUCUACUAGCAUGGGUUCUAAUAACGCCCAACCAAAUUCAACCAGUUGUAUCCAACCGGUUACAGCUCGAUCUCCUGCGGUAGAAAUUCCCGGAGGGGAACAACCUUCACCGAAUGUUAGUUGGUCUAACGCGGCUGCAAAUGACAUACAAGCAUUCUCUGUUUUUGCCAACGUAAAUAUACCGGAUCGUAACGGCACCAAGUGGACAUCGACUUCAGUUAAUAGCAAUUCCUCUUCGUCGUUCUUAACACAACCUUUACCAAUACGGAAUGAUUCUCGACAGUUGCCGGAGACCGAAGAUGCUCCAAUCUUACCAAAAAAACCUAAUUCAGGUUCUUGUUUACAAACAUCUAUUUGUCCUACAUUAAGCGAUACAUCUUCGUCGGUUCGUUUGGAUUCCGUUUUUAGCAUCUCGGAGGAAUAUAGCGGGCAGCCGGUGUCACAGUCAAGCUGUAAUAGAAAUGCGAAAAACCAGAUUGGUAUUGAAAAUGAAACACCUUCCCCUUUACCGAAACUAGUUGUUAGUCCUUUACGAGAACAUCAUUAUACAAAUAACAGAUCACCAUUCCACUGCACAACGUCCACAAAUAAAACCUCUAAUUUCACUUCCUGUAAUUUCAGUUCUUCUGAAUGCGCAUUGAUUUCUACACCAAAUUCAACUAUUUAUAACUCGGAAAUGGAUUUCUAUAACACUAUUGUACCUGUUUCCCCCCACGUAAAUGUUCCAACGUCGGCUAGUAUUCAGUAUCGUACAGCUCCACCACCACUUCCACCUAGAAGGAAGGAGCGAACGGAAAGUUGUGCUGAUAUGGCGCAGAAACGACAAGCUCCAGAUGCUCCUAUGCUUCCACCAAGGGAUGGUGAUUUGAGCCCACCACCAAUUCCACCCAGGAUCAAUAAUCAACAAUACAUCUAUCACUCGAAUUUCCAAGGAUAUACAAAUAACGUAUCAAACACAAGUAGCCUGCUGUUGCCGAACACCAGCACCAUAAUGAUACGUAGAAAUUCAGCUAUCGAAAAACGUACAGCCAUGAAACCAACUGCAAAAUCUUCAGCAUCACCCUUAGUAUUAUCAAAUUCCACAACAGUCUCUAUUUCGUCGCCUAUAUCCACGUCAACUUCAAAUGUACCUAUUAUACUGCCCCAUCUAAGCCAUUUAUGUACGACAACUUCUUCAGAUGACCAAUCAAUAUCUCCGGCGUUGAGUUCAUCUACAACAUCUCCAAUGACACCAAUGACUCCAAUAUCACCACAUAUUCCUGCUGGAUAUCUGACUACUGAUAUAUCCCAUAAUCAAAUAUGUCUUCAGAACGUUUCAAGUUCCUCCACUUUCAUGUUUUCUAAGCCACCAUCUUUGCCCCAUCAGCGAAAUCAAAACCAACAAAUACAACACAAUAAUAUCUCAGUAGGUAGUCAACCAAGAUCAAUAUGUAAGGAGUUAUGUCCAAAUACAGAUAGCUUACCGAAACUACCACCGAAACCUAGUCUUGGUGGAAACGUUUGUAACAACUCAGAAAAGUGUACUAUGUUUCCCUACCCAAGUACAAAUCACGAAUAAUAAUCUGGUGAUAUGAUGUGGAUGCAAGAAAAAUUGGUAUAAAACUACUAAUUUGUUAUGUUAUUGUAAAUAAAAACAAAUUAUUAAACGUAGUAAAUGAUAAUAAAGUAAACUAUUAUUGUUAA
Molecule: messenger RNA, 5274 nt
Organism: Musca domestica (house fly)
Lineage: Eukaryota; Metazoa; Arthropoda; Insecta; Diptera; Muscidae
Gene: Sos
Product: protein son of sevenless
Exons: 16
Coding region: 419-5149 (1576 amino acids)
Biological process (GO): positive regulation of GTPase activity; Ras protein signal transduction
Cellular component (GO): cytoplasm; plasma membrane; nucleosome
Molecular function (GO): structural constituent of chromatin; protein heterodimerization activity; DNA binding
Source: RefSeq, a predicted model, not a curated record